Molecule: messenger RNA, 1381 nt
Organism: Drosophila simulans
Lineage: Eukaryota; Metazoa; Arthropoda; Insecta; Diptera; Drosophilidae
Gene: Gr59f
Product: putative gustatory receptor 59f
Exons: 2
Coding region: 64-1050 (328 amino acids)
Biological process (GO): sensory perception of taste
Cellular component (GO): membrane
Source: RefSeq, a predicted model, not a curated record
GAUUAGAAUGGAGGAAGUGACAGGCCUAAAUGGUUCCAGCAACCUAAAUCCUAAGUAGUCAUCAUGCGGAGCUCAGAGAAACCAGCAACGGCAGGCGCUAGACUUAAGGCUUCUCCGAGGGAAGGACCAUUUCCCUUUGAACCGCAAUAUGCAGAAAGAUACAAAGAACUUCACAGGACUCUAUUUUGGUUACUACUCAUCUCCGUUUCGACGAAUACGGCACCUAUAACCAUUCUGCCAUGCUGUCCCAACAGAUUCUAUCGAUUGGUCCACUUGAGUUGGAUGAUUCUGUGGUACGGAUCGUUCGUCGUGGGCUCCUACUGGGAAUUCGUGCUCGUCACCACACAGAGGGUGUCCUUGGACCGCUAUCUAUAUGCCAUCGAGUCCGCAAUCUAUGUAGUUCACAUACUUUCCAUCAUGCUCCUCACUUGGCAGUGCAGGAACUGGGCUCCGAAGCUGAUGACGAACAUCGUUAGAUCCGACCUGGAUAGAGCCUAUACCAUAGACUGCGGCAGAACCAAGGGAUUUAUAUGGCUGCAGCUGUUUCUGGUGGGGAUUUUCGCCUGUCUAGCGAUCUUCUUCAACAUCUGGACCCAGAACUGCGUUGUAUAUAGGUCGAUCCUGAGCAUCAACAGCUACGUGAUGCCCAAUAUCAUAAGUAGCAUAUCCUUCGUCCAGUACUACCUGCUGCUCCAAGGAAUCGCUUGGCGUCAAAGGCAACUAACCGAAAACCUGGAACGGGAACUAACUCAUUUACACAGUCCCCGAAUAUCGGAGGUCCAGAAAAUCCGAAUGCAUCAUGCGGAUCUGAUUGAUUUUACCAAGGUGGUGAACCGCACCUUUCAGUACUCCAUCCUACUGCUCUUCGUGGGAUGUUUCCUGAACUUCAAUCUCGUCCUGUUCCUCGUCUAUCAGGGCAUUGAGAAUCCUUCGAUGGCUGACUUCGCCAAGUGGGUAUGCAUGCUCCUCUGGCUGGCCAUGCACGUGGGAAAGGUUUGUAGCAUCCUGCACUUCAACCAGAUUAUACAGAAUGAGGUGGGAAAACCCUAAAGAAGAUCAAACUGUAGCUGAAAUGUAUUUCCUUAGCAUUCCAGGUGCUUGACCUUAUUGAGUAGAGUGUCGUGUUCCAGAAAGGAUCUUCAGGAUACCAUUACCCAUUUCAUCGUCCAAAUGCGGACGAAUGUGCGGCAGCAUGUGGUGUGUGGAGUCAUAAAUCUGGACCGCAAAUUUUUAACCACUGUAAGUUUGAGCUACUGCUUUAUUGCAAAUAACUUUAAUUAUUUAACCAAUUUAGUUGUUGGUGGCCUCUGCUGAUUUCUUUAUCUUCCUGCUGCAAUACGAUGUCACCUACGAAGCCUUGUCCAAGUCGGUUCAGGGCAAU